This is a messenger RNA of Eriocheir sinensis (Chinese mitten crab), 4023 nucleotides long. RefSeq lists its product as uncharacterized. The transcript has 8 exons. The record is from RefSeq and is a predicted model, not a curated record. Bases 615 to 1469 code for a protein of 284 amino acids. NCBI's taxonomy places the organism in Eukaryota, Metazoa, Arthropoda, Malacostraca, Decapoda, Varunidae.
GAGAGGGAGUGGUGGCGGCGGCGGCGGCGGCGGGGCUGGAGGACAGGCAGUGGCAGUCAGUAGGUGGACAGGAUCCGUAUGAGGCGUAUCGCUGCCUCGCGCCUUAGAUGGGCCGCCACGAGCCUGCCUGCCUGCUUACCUGUCUGCCCCACGCGCCGUCCACCUGCCUGUCUAGACCACACAGGCUCCCACGGAAUACACUCCACACCCUGGCGGCGCCACAUUUUCUUAGCUAAACCGGACUGAAUAUAGAGAAAAAAGGUUUAUGGAGACGGCUCGGUGGACUUACAGCCAUGAAUAAGACUAAACCCCCGGGCAAAAGAGGAGGGCGAGUGAGGGAGUGAGGGGGAAGAAGGAAGUAGGAAGAAGAGAGAAAGAAGGAGGAGAAGGAGGAGGAGGAGGUGGAGAAGGAGGAGAGGGGGAAGUGUUGAGGAGGGAAGGGAGCUAAGACAAACUGAGACAAACCCCUCCCUUCACCUCCCCCAACGCAACCUAACCUAAAGAGGGGAAAAGAAGAUCCGUUGAGGGGCUACCUGAUCACCCCCCCCGCUCCCCCCCCCAGCCCAGCACGUGCUUCCCAGAAUCCCCAAACAGCAGGUGUGUGUGCCGUGAAGAUGGACCGCCUGCUACUACUGCACGUGGCCGCCCUGCUGUUUCUGGCACGAGGUGUGUGGCCGUACAGCGACAAGACGGUGGAGAUCGUGGAGCUGGUGGUGCCGGAGUCCCCCAAGGUGGGCGACGACGUGACGCUCACCUGCCGCUUCAACCUGGUGUGCAACAACAACCGCAUCUACACCUUCAAAUGGUUGAGCGGAACGGACCAGUUCUACACCUACAAGGGCGCGGCGCACAACAACCCCAAGCACGCCUACACCUUUAAAGGGAUCAACGUGAAGGAGGAGGCGUCGACGGAGGAGUCAGUGGUGCUGCAGGACGUGUCGGAGGAGACUUCGGGGCUGUUCAAGUGUGAGGUGAUGGGCGAAGGUCCCUCCUUUCGCACCGCCGUAGCCAACAAGACCAUGACCGUCGUGAUUCCGCCGUCAGAAGUCAAGAUCAUCACGCGGCCGGCCGCCAACCCGCCCGUGUACCACAUCGGCGAGCGGAUACACAUGAACUGCACAGCGAGCAGGGCCAAGCCUCGCGCCGCCAUCUACUGGGAGAUCAACGACCUGCCGGUCAAUGAGCGCGACGUGCAGUCACGGGGUGGCUACGAGGACCACCGGGGACGCGUCACCUCCACCCUCAGCCUGUCCUGGGACCCCCCGGCCUACUUCAAGGACAGCGUGGCGCGGGUGGCGUGCCACGCGGUGGUGGGCGGCCACAAGACCACCAUCACCAAGGACAUCUACCUCGACCCCGCCUCCAGCGCCGCCCUCAACCACCUCUACGCCUCCAAAGGUUGCCAGUUGUCAGCCGCUUGGACGCUGCUGGGGUUGGCGUCCCUUGCGCUCACCCGUCGCUCCCUCUAGCACGUCUCAACAUGUUCUGGAUGGAAGCACGUGUGAAGGAGGCGACAGGACGGGAUAAAGGAGAAGGAGGAGGAGUUAAUGGAACGGAAAGGAGUGACGAAUGUGAUAACUGUAGCCAAGUCCCUCGUUAUUGACUAAAAAUGAGAGAGAGAGAGAGAGAGAGAGAGAGAGAGAGAGAGAGAGAGAGAGAGAGAGAGAGAGAGAGAGAGAGAGAGAGAGAGAGAGAGAGACGAUUACUACGACCCUAUGUACAGUUGGUUAUUUCAUGGGCGUGAUUGACUGUUUCACAUUUAAUUCGCUACUCAGGUGCAGGGUAAAGAAAAAAGGGCUAAUGUGUUUCUCUGUGUUUGUGUUUGUUUCUGUGUUUGUCUGUCUGUUUGUCCUUCUCUUCAGCCCUCCCCCCUACCACCACCCCUACCACCACCAACCCCAACUUUCAAUAUUUUAGCAAGAGUGGUUUGGUACGUAACGACGGCCGCUUACAAGUACAUAAAAAAGGCGAACUAUUGCGAGAUAGUUUCAGUUCAUCAUUUUCCUUCCCUUCCCGAAACAGCGAAACUCUUGAGGAAACACUGACGGGGCAAAGCGAUAAUAAUAAAACAGGAAACAUUCGCAUUAUCUGUCGUAAAGAAAGAUAAUGGUGGUCAUAAAGAGGAAACGAGAGAGAGAGAGAGAGAGAGAGAGAGAGAGAGAGAGAGAGAGAGAGAGAGAGAGAGAGAGAGAGAGAGAGAGAGAGUGUAUGUGUGUUUGUUUAACUACAAGGAAUAUUUGAAACAAGAAAAUAUCCUCUUUUAACUUACUCUCAAACUCUCUCUUCCUCUUCCUUCUCCUUCCUCUUCUCCCUCCUCUCAACAUCUGUAACCUGUGUGUUCAUUGGGAGCUUAGCGUUGUCAAGUGGUCAAUAAGAUCAAACUCAGAAGAACAUGAAUUUACAAAAUAUUGGAAGAAAAAAAUGUUCUCCCGUCAAGAAAAGCUCCCAGAAGUGACGCCUCUCAAAAUAAAAAUAACAAGAAGGAAUCCGUUAGAGGAGUCAGAUCCCAUAUCAGUGAAUCCCCCAAAACUAAAAAAAAAAAUAUCUCCCCUUAGAGAUGAAUCCCUAACAAGUGGAAGCUUCGAAACGUGUUACUCCAUUCCUCAUCACCACCACCACUGUCACCACCACCACCAGUCCAUCAUCACACGCCAGAUCACCCAGCCUUCAACUCUCCCCCACCUCCCAUCAACGUCGCUGGGACCUACACAAAAGAAAUCGAGCAUUCGUUCUCUGUUGUAAGCCAAGGCAUACAAACUGUGGUGGAGGCGAUAUGGAGACGCGCUACAUCUUUCCAUCCGCAGCAAAGUGGCGCCGGAGAUCGAGACUAUAUAUGGACUUAGUAAACACCGAAGGACGAAGUAAUGUGUUGAGUGUUAAAAGAUAAAAACAAAACAAAAGUAGACCAGAUAUACUGAAAAUAGAAAUCCUAACCUAAUUACAUGUUCGCUAUAGUUGUGUGGCAGGGUGACUACGGAAGGGAAAAGACAAAGUAUAUAGUGUGUGUUAUGAUUGUGAUAUACAGAAGGAGAAAAUUACGAGGGAACCGUAACAAAGAGUAAUCGUCGCACAUCCACGUGUAUGUUGGCCCUGGUCUCGUGUGCUGAGGUGUGGCGGUGAGAAAGGAAAGGACGAAGAAAUGUGUUAUGAUCAUACUGAAGGAGCAGGACCAAGACCUGUGUGUAUGAUUAUGUUUGACAAGGAAAAAUCAUGACAGUGACCCAACAACCAUGAAAGAGAAACUAUUCCCUCUUAACUACAUGUUCGCUAUGGAGAUAUAUGCUACUGUGUACUACGCUAAAAUGUGGAGGGGAAAUGUGAAGUGUGCUUAUUACGUAUUUUAAGAGAGUGAAAAAAAAAAGUAUCGUGACUCCGAAGAACAUGUGCUUGGUGAGUCUCUUAUAUGGUACACUUUGACCUGUGCUGAAGAGAAACGAUAAGACAAUGAGUGCGUAUGUAAAUAAGGUGUUAGAGCAUUUUCUUUUCGUGUUUGUGUGAAUCGGUGUUGCUCAUCAUGCAAGUGGCGCCACCUGGACUCUAUACCUGUUGAUUACCUAGACAGUGACACACCCACAUCUCCGACACACCUUUCGUUCACGGUGUUCUGAUUGAUGUUACUACUAUUAUUACUUUUAUUAUUAUUAUUUUUAUUGUUGUUUUUUAUAGUCAUUAUUAUCAUUACAUAUUAUUAUUACUAUUGUCAUUCCUCCUGUGUUUUAUCAUUACUAUCAUUAUCAUUAUUACCAUUAUUAUUCAUCGUUUCCACGCUUUGUGCCCUCCCUUAAUCUUUAUGUGUAGACAGUUGAGUGUGUGUUCCUGUAAACAAACUAACACUUCCCGAAUACACACACAAACAACAUCACCGUCAAUACAAACAUUUAUAAAAAAACAAACAAACCUUAGUGUGGUGUAUCGCUGGAGGUCUAAUUCCAAAACACUGCGUUGUGAACAUUUUUAUAACAUUCAUUUUUGUGUGUGUUGCUUUGAAAAGAAGAAAAACUGAAAUAAACUCUCAUAAGCGUA